CAUCCGACUCAUAGUUACUCGCAGUUUGGAUUCAGGAAAUGCUUCAAUUUUGUUUUCUUGUCAUCCGAAAUUCAAAGAAAAACUGGCGGAAUCGUUUGUGCAUUUCAGAAAGAUUACUUUUGGAUUCUGACGCUGUGUUUAGAUCAUUCAGUAGUUUCUCAGCCAUUAAAUUCACUUGUAGUUGAGAGAACGGGAGAUUUUAGGGUUUGCAAAUCAUGAGUAAAGCGAUGGAGAGUAUACAGCAUCUUAUUGAAGAAGCUAAGCUUCGAGCUGUGUGGUGGACUCUCUGCAUAUUCGCAGUGUCUUACUUCUUGACGCAUAGUAGUAAAUCAAUGCUAAUGAAUAUUCCCAUAGCCAUACUCUUGAUCUCUGGACUGAGACUUCUGUUAAAUGAGGUGGAAUUCCGAUGGAAGGUUCGGAAUAACAGGACAGCAUCGUACUUAUCACAUUUACAAAAUAAGCAGCUAUCAGUAAAUGAUUCUCGGCUGACUACUCCGGCACCCCCCAAAAAGUGGAAAAGAAAAAUAGAUUCGCCUCUUGUGGAAGCUGCUAUUGAGGAUUUUGUCAACAAACUUUUACAUGAUUUCGUCACAGAUUUAUGGUAUUCUGGAAUUACCCCUGACAGAGAGGCGCCAGAACUAAUGCAUGCUAUAACCAUGGAUUUUCUUGGAGAAGUAUCUGCUAGAAUCAAAGAAUCAAACCUUGUUGACCUGUUGACAAGGGAUGUAGCAAACCUGAUAGGCGAGCACCUUGAUCUCUUCAGAAGGAACCAGGACACUAUUGGUGCGGAUGUUAUGGGAACAUUGUCUUCUGAGGAAAGGGAUGAAAGAUUGAAACACCAUCUCCUGGCCUCUAAGGAGCUUCAUCCUGCUUUGAUAUCACCAGAGAGUGAAUACAAGGUUCUUCAGCGGCUGAUGUCUGGAGUUUUGGUGGUUGUGCUGAGAUCAAGGGAAGCUCAAUGCCCUCUAGUCCGCUGCAUAACUCGCGAACUCUUAACUUGUUUGGUGGUGCAACCCCUUAUGAAUUUCGCAAGUCCCUUGUAUAUUAAUGAGUUAAUUGAAUAUAUUGUCCUUGCGUACAACAAGAAGGAGUCAAGGGAGUCCUCCAGCGAUCAGUCGUCUAACAUGGGGGGUCAUAACCCUGAACACCAAGUUUCGAGUGAACUUGGUCAAAGCAGUGAAUCAAAUUUGAGAAAAAUACCGUCUUUGAACAAUGAAGAGACUAGUAACUCAGACGAUUCUUUAUCUAGCACGACUGAGGAUGAAAUAACUCAUAUGCGACAUGGUGAGUGGGCUAAACCAUUUGAAGCUGCAACUCAGAGAGGAGCAGAUGUUCUUAUGCCUGAAACUCUUGAAAACAUGCUGACUAGUGGAAUUAACUACAAAAAUAAAAUCCAGAAAAAAGCUGCUCUAGGAGUUCCGGACUACUUAAGUGGCCCAUAUGAGUUGGUGACUGAAGUACCCAAACAGAAGCCUGGAAAUUAUCCUCAAAUAGAAGAAAAUGUUUCAAUGCAGCUACCACCCAAACAGAAGCCCAUGCAGGAAUCUUACUCCACUGGUUUGAAUAUUGAUGCUUUAAGCCAUUCCCAAGAGCAUAAUAUGGAAGUGGUUCCAAAAGGAACACCUUCUGUGCAUGAAGUGGAAAACAGAAAUGAGAUCAUAAUGCCAAACAGCACCCCUGCCUUUACAGUUCAGUCAAACCUGGAAGACAUGUAUACAAGUGAAGGCAGCACACCUAUCAUUGAUGAGUUCUACAGUGCAGAUGGUAAAAAAGUUAAUGUACAUAACCUGAUGAGCAAAAUGGACAUUGUAUUACGUUGUGAAGGACUGCAUGCUUCAAAGCUUAGAUGUCAGGUAAAUGGAGCAUACUUUCAGAAACUUGGUUCGAAAUCUUUUGCAGUUUACUUGAUCGCUGUUACAGAUGCUGACGGCAUCACUUGGUUUGUGAAAAGGAGGUAUCGAAACUUUGUGAGAUUGCAUAGGCAUCUUAAGGAUAUUCCCAAUUAUACAUUACAUCUGCCUCCAAAAGGGAUAUUCUCUUCAAGUACAGAUGAUGUUCGCCACCGCUGCAUUCAGCUAGACAAGUAUCUUCAAGAUCUCUUAUCAAUUGCUAAUGUAGCAGAGCAACAUGAAGUGUGGGAUUUUCUUUGUGCUUCCUCUAAUAAUUACUCCUUUGAGGAAUCUUCAUCUGUGAUGAAGCCUCUGACAGUUAACAUGGAUGAUGCUGUUGAUGAUAUAUUAUAUCAAUCCAAAGGGGUUUCUGAUGGCCUUAUGUCAAAAGUUUCUCGCUCACCUUCAUCUUCAGUUCAGCAAGGUUCUUUUGUUACAAGCAAAAAUUUGGCCUGGAAUGUGGACGAUAUAAAUAAAUUGGCCAUCAGAAGACCUAGUAUGUCAGAGUCAGCCGACAGUUUCUCAGACAACGAUGCAGGUGAUAAAGAUCUAAACCUUUGGGAUCAGGAUGUAGAAGCUGCAAGCCAAUCUAGAGGGUGGAAUUCAGACCGUGAGUCAACCUCAAAGGGGUUACCACAGAAGGUUGUUAAACAUGAUACAUAUGACAUGAACUUCCACUCAGAUGAAAUUCAACAAAGUUUGUGGUUGAAAUCCACAUCAAACUCUGACAGAUAUCUCGAGUCUAAUCUAGCCACAACAUACAUUCGUCAAGAUGCUCUUACUGGGGUGCCCACAGAGUGGAUUCCACCAAAAUUAAGUGUUCCAGUUCUGGAGUUAGUUGAUAAUGUAUUUCAACUCAAACAAAGGGGCUGGCUGAGGAGACAGGUAUUGUGGAUAUCAAAACAAAUAUUGCAGUUCGUCAUGGAAGAUGCAAUUGAUGACUGGCUCUUGAGGAAAAUCCGCAGGCUCCGUAGAGACGAUGUUGUUGCACAAGGGAUUCGAGCGGUCCAGGAUAUUCUCUGGCCUGAAGGCACAUUCUUCAGAAAAUUGGGUGCUCAAAAGAAAAAUUUGAAAGCUACUCAAAAGUCUCCGCAAGCUACAAAACAACCAGGUGGUAUGAGGACUACUCAAUCAAGGUCUUUUGAGCGACAGCUGGAAGCUGCUCGCAGAGCUAGCUAUGUGAAAAAGAUGUUAUUAAAUGGUGCUCCAACCACUUUAGUCAGUUUGAUUGGACAAAAGCAGUACAGACAGUGCACUGGAGAUCUCUACUAUUUUCUUCAGUCCACAGUUUGUCUGAAGCAACUCAGUUAUGGAAUACUGGAACUUGUUCUGCUAUCAAUUUUCCCUGAGCUGCGGGAGCUUGUUUUGGAUAUCCACGAACAGUCGCAAUCUCAACCUGUAUAGAAGAAAAUCUUGUUCUAACUCACCAUCUGAAGAUGGUCAAGCUUCUGUCAUCAGUUUCAAUUUUCAGGGGACACUGACUUUGGAUCAGUUCCAAUUUUGUUGUACAAAAUGCAAGAAUUUGCUGUGUACAGUUGUCUAUUUUUUUGUAUAUUCCUCGUGAGGGAUGUUUGAAAAAGAGAAGGAAAAAUAUCAGAUUUAACCUCUGUACAACUGUUUGUUCGACAUUCGAAGAGCUUUAGGUGUUUCAAAUA
Salvia hispanica is the source of this 3544-nucleotide messenger RNA. NCBI's taxonomy places the organism in Eukaryota, Viridiplantae, Streptophyta, Magnoliopsida, Lamiales, Lamiaceae. The record is from RefSeq and is a predicted model, not a curated record.